Molecule: messenger RNA, 3689 nt
Organism: Uranotaenia lowii
Lineage: Eukaryota; Metazoa; Arthropoda; Insecta; Diptera; Culicidae
Gene: sim
Product: protein single-minded
Exons: 7
Coding region: 665-3181 (838 amino acids)
Biological process (GO): regulation of transcription by RNA polymerase II
Molecular function (GO): RNA polymerase II transcription regulatory region sequence-specific DNA binding; protein dimerization activity; DNA-binding transcription factor activity, RNA polymerase II-specific
Source: RefSeq, a predicted model, not a curated record
CCUGUCCCUCUUUCGUUUGCCAUCGUCAUCACCAGCAGCGCCAUCUGCACCGCACCAUCAACGUCGUCGUUGUCGACGUCGCCUUCGUCAUCGCGCCUCCCUGCCUUGCCCUUGGCCGAAGCGAAAUUGCGUUUUUCCCAUCCACCACACCCCAUCGUCGUCAAAGUCGUGAACCAGAUGAGGAGGAUGCGGAUGCUGUACACACCUCGAUUGUACGCGACAUGAUGCUGUGGUCUCAGUCGGUUUCCGUCAUUCUGCGCGCCAAAGCGUGAAACGGACGUGAAGGUUGCUAGUUGAAUGGUCGCGCGCGUAUCUCGUGCGUUCGAGUUUUUCCCCGUGCGUGUUGGAUCAGCAGUUUAGUGUGGAAAAACUUACCCCGGAAGGAACCCGGAAGCACCCUUUGGCGAUGACAGUUUUUUACAGUGAUUGGUGAUUUAUGCAACAAAUACUACUGAAUGUGAUUAGUGCUUUAUUGAUCCGAAAUAAAGUUAGUGAUAUUGUGAUAAACAAUAAGGAUUGCCUGAGGAAACAACGAAUAUGAACUGGCAUCCCGCUUUGAAGGAUUACCGCAGCCAGUAAAAGGAUUAGAAACAGAAACUUGUGGAUUUCACUUCUCGAAACUGUUGAACAACUUUAGUAAGAAGGUCUUGCCACACGCUGCGCCAUGAAGGAGAAAAGCAAGAAUGCGGCUCGCUCCCGCCGGGAGAAGGAGAAUGCAGAGUUCCUGGAGCUGGCCAAGCUUCUGCCGCUGCCGAGUGCCAUCACGUCCCAGCUCGAUAAGGCGUCGAUCAUCCGACUGACUACCUCGUACCUGAAGAUGCGCCAGGUGUUCCCCGAAGGACUGGGGGACGCCUGGGGCUCCCAGCAUAUUCCCACAAAUCCCCGAGAUUUGGCCAUCAAAGAGCUCGGCUCUCAUCUGCUUCAAACGCUGGAUGGGUUUAUUUUCGUGGUGGCGCCCGACGGUAAGAUCAUGUACAUCUCGGAAACAGCCUCGGUACAUCUCGGACUCAGCCAGGUCGAGCUGACGGGAAACUCCAUCUACGAGUACAUCCACAAUUACGACCAGGAUGAAAUGACGGCAGUCCUAUCACUGCAGCCGAAUAUGUUUGGUCCCGCUACACCACCUCCACCUCCCCCUACUGCAGCUGCUCAAAUGCAUCCGAUGGAGGCCUCCCCACCUGCCGGCGGCACUCCCACCAUCCCAACAGCCGUUAUCAGUCAGGGCCCACCAUCAGAGUCCCCGCCGCAAACUACCCCAAGCAACAGUUGUCCACCUUCCAUCUCACCUAGUCUCACCUCGAUCCCGCCAUCAUCCGUACAGCCCCAUUUGGGCCCACCUCCUCAAGUUCCUCCGGGACUUUCACCAUCCGUCAUUAGUCAAAUCCCACCGACGCCUACGCACCAGCUCCACCCGCAGCAACAACAGCAGCAGCACCAUAGCCAUCACAAUCAUCACCAUCAUCAUCACCACCACCACCAUCACCACUACAACCAGCAGUCGCAAACCAUCGAAAUCGAGCGGACCUUCUUCCUGCGGAUGAAGUGUGUGCUGGCGAAGCGGAACGCCGGGCUGACCACUUCCGGCUACAAGGUCAUCCACUGUUCCGGCUAUCUGAAGGCGCGCAUCUACCCGGGCGAUUCGACGUACGGCGAUGGGCACAGCUGCAUCCAGAAUCUGGGCCUGGUGGCCGUUGGACACUCGCUGCCCCCUUCGGCCAUCACCGAGAUCAAGCUGCACCAGAACAUGUUCAUGUUCCGCGCCAGCAUGGAUCUGAAGCUGAUCUUCCUGGACGCCAAGGUUUCCCAGCUAACGGGCUAUGAACCGCAGGACCUAAUCGAGAAAACACUGUACCAGUAUAUCCACGCGACGGAUAUCCUGCACAUGCGAUAUUCCCAUCAGAUAUUAAUGUACAAGGGCCAGGUUACGACCAAGUACUACCGGUUUCUGACCAAGGGCGGCGGCUGGACAUGGGUGCAGUCUUAUGCGACCGUGGUGCAUAACACCCGAUCUUCGCGGCCCCACUGCAUCGUCAGCGUGAACUAUGUGCUGAGUGACCAGGAAGCGCGAGACCUGCUGCUCAACGAAAUCCAGGGCCCGAUGAUUCCGAAACCGGAAAUCACUACCCCAGCACCUACUCCCGUCACCAAAGCGAUCGUGAAUAGCAGCAAUAGCAAUAAUAGUAACGCUGCCAACAACAUCAUUAACAGCAGUAACAUGACCACAAACCCGGAUGUGACACCGAUCUCACCUCCACUUGGUGUCCAGCAACAGCAACACGUGGCCAUGCAGCAAAUACAACAGCCGCAACAACAACCGCAACACCUGGGUCUUCAGGGACAGGCUCCAAUUUUACCGCCCCACAAUCCGUUGCUGGUCAAAGAAAUGAGCCACUACCUGCAGCUGCAUCAGUUCGAUGACGACACUAAUAUGCACCAGAUGGGCCAGGUAGGGGCACCGCUACAAGGUGGUCCUCACCACCACCACCACAGUCAGACGUCUGAUUUCGAUCAUCAUCAACAUCAGCAGUACAACGGUGGCCAUCAGGGUACGUUUAUGAUGGACUCCAACCAGUCGAUGCCUCAGGGAACACCGAACGAAUUUCUGGAUUCUUACUACGAUCCGUUCUAUCAGACGUACGACCCCCAGGGCGAUGGGUCGAACGUGCUGAGGCCCUUCUCGGCUAGCUCAAACAGCUGUAGCAGCUCAGACGGGGAAGCUCAUCUAACAGCCACCUACAUUCAUAACACGGCCCUCAUUCAGCAACAGCAGUCGCCUUACGACGAUAUAAGUCAACAUUUCAGCUUGAAUUGCUUCAACAGCAACAGCAACGGAAGCAACGGAACCUCUGCCAAUGGGCAUCUUAAUGGAACCGUGCACCAUCUACAUCACACGGUCGGUCCAACGAUAGCCAACGGAACAAAUAACAACAACAACAAUAACAACGGACUACACGAUAGUGGGUUCCUGGAGGACUUCAAAACCCACACAAAUGGAAACCACUCACAGCAUCACCAACAACAGCAGCAGCCAAAUCACCACCAUCAACAACAGUCGCAGCAGCAGCAACUCGCCCACAACGGAACGAUCGUUUCCGCAGGUCCGCAGUACACGAGCGUGAUUGUGGAACCGCCCAACUACCACCAUCAUUUGCCUGUGGCACCGAAUGAGUUCGUCCAUUAGUUGGAGUGUUCGUUAAGAAAUGUUCGAUUUGUUAAAAAUUAACUAUUUCAAAAAAAAAAAAGAAAAAGAGCGGAAUUGGGGUUUUUAAUACUUAAAUUUAAUUUUAAAUAUUUUUUAAAACCUACAUACUUUGGUCUGAAACAAAAUUCUCAUAAAUACGAAAACAAGACUGCAGGCAGUUGACUGGUGGUAGCCGGUUUUCCCUCGAUUUUUUUUAAAGAAAAUUAGUUGAAAAAUUACAAUUAGUUAAACGAUAGUUGAACUGCUUGUUAAAUUAGAAUCAACAGCAAUGAACGCUAAACUAAGACUGUUUAGUUUUCGGAAUUUGUUACCCGAAAAAUCUGUCCCAAAUUGAUAUGGUACCUCUUCAUCUCCUGUUCCGCGCUAUAGGUUGCUUACAUGUUUAGUAUUUAUUUAUUAGAGAUUAGAGAGAUCAUUAAGUGUACAUAUUUGUAACUAGAAUGGAAUUGCAUAUAUUUGUAAGUGUAUAUAACAAUAAUAAACAAAG